Molecule: messenger RNA, 906 nt
Organism: Lachancea thermotolerans CBS 6340
Lineage: Eukaryota; Fungi; Ascomycota; Saccharomycetes; Saccharomycetales; Saccharomycetaceae
Gene: ILV6
Product: acetolactate synthase regulatory subunit
Exons: 1
Coding region: 1-906 (301 amino acids)
Biological process (GO): branched-chain amino acid biosynthetic process
Cellular component (GO): acetolactate synthase complex; mitochondrial nucleoid
Molecular function (GO): acetolactate synthase regulator activity
Source: RefSeq, a predicted model, not a curated record
AUGAUUAGAACGUUUCUGAGGAGCAAGGCGGCCGAGAGAGUUCUCGUCCGUCACAGCUCGUCUUCAACGUCUGCACUGACCUACAAGCAGCUACAUAAGAACAGAAUUAGUCCACCUCUUCCUACUUUGGAAACCCCUUCCUGGAGUGCAAAGUCGGCAGUCUCUUCGAUCCUGUAUGAAACCCCUUCCCCUUCACGCUUGCCACGGAAGCAACACGUUCUGAACUGCCUGGUUCAAAAUGAGCCAGGUGUUCUAUCUAGGAUAAGUGGAACACUCGCUGCAAGAGGCUUCAAUAUUGAUUCCUUGGUUGUUUGUAACACCGAGGUUAAGGAUCUGAGUAGGAUGACCAUUGUUUUACAAGGUCAAGAUGGUGUCAUUGAGCAGGCUAGGCGUCAAAUCGAGGACCUAGUGCCUGUGUACGCCGUCUUGGAUUACUCCAACGCUGAUAUCAUAAAAAGAGAAUUAGUUUUGGCGCGUGUUUCACUACUGGGUGCUGAGUACUUCGAGGACUUAAUUCACCACCAUGAGCAAACCUCUUCGGAGGCCACAGAAGGCAAAAACGAGACCGUCGCUCAAAUCCGCAGCAAGAAGUUCCAUCCUUCAAACUUGCCCCUCAGUGAGGCUUUGAGAUUGAAACACGAACACCUUGCUAGCAUAACCAAUUUGGUUGGAAAUUUCGGCGGCCGUGUGGUCGACAUUAGCGAGACAAACUGUAUUGUGGAAUUGAGUGCCAAGCCUUCUCGGAUUUCAGCAUUCUUGAAACUUGUGGAGCCAUUUGGUGUCUUGGAAGUUGCUAGAAGCGGAAUGAUGGCACUGCCUAGAACUCCAUUGGAACUUGAAUCUGAAAACGAGCUAGAAAACCAAAUUAGCGAGAUUGUUGAUCUCUCUCAGCUACCCCCUGGUUGA